UGUUCGGCACCACUACUCGACUUCCACCCCAAAGACCGGCACCUCAAGAAAUGGCUGCCCAGUGUGUCACGAAGGUGGAGCUGAACGUUUCCUGUAGCAAUCUUAUGGAUACAGAUGUAGGGUCAAAGUCAGACCCUUUAUGUGUAUUAUUUCUGAAUACAAGUGGUCAACAGUGGUAUGAGGUUGAACGCACAGAAAAGAUUAAGAAUUGCUUGAAUCCCAAAUUUUCCAAGACAUUUAUUAUUGAUUACUACUUUGAAGUUGUUCAGAAAUUGAAAUUUGGGGUUUAUGACAUCGACAACAAAACUAUUGAGCUGAGUGAUGAUGACUUCUUAGGAGAAUGUGAAUGUACUCUUGGACAAAUUGUUUCCAGUAAGAAGCUAACUCGACCACUGGUGCUUAAAAAUGGCAAACCUGCAGGGAAAGGGAGCAUUACGAUUUCAGCUGAAGAAAUAAAGGAUAAUAGAGUGGUCUUGUUUGAAAUGGAAGCCAGAAAACUGGAUAAUAAAGUAGAGUGUUAUGAUUAUGACAAUGAUGGGUCACAUGAUCUCAUUGGAACAUUUCAAACCACCAUGACAAAACUGAAAGAUGCCUCCAGAAAUUCACCUAUUGAAUUUGAAUGCAUAAAUGAAAAAAAGAGGCAGAAGAAAAAAAGCUACAAGAAUUCAGGUGUUAUCGUUGUGAAACACUGUGAGAUUACAGUAGAAUGCACAUUUCUUGACUAUAUCAUGGGAGGAUGUCAGCUGAAUUUUACUGUGGGAGUGGACUUCACUGGCUCCAAUGGUGACCCAAGGUCUCCAGACUCCCUUCAUUACAUCAGCCCCAAUGGUGUUAAUGAGUAUUUGACGGCUAUCUGGUCUGUGGGACUGGUCAUUCAAGAUUAUGAUGCUGAUAAGAUGUUUCCAGCUUUUGGUUUUGGAGCUCAGAUACCUCCUCAGUGGCAGGUAUCACAUGAAUUUCCAAUGAAUUUUAACCCAUCCAAUCCCUAUUGUAAUGGAAUCCAAGGCAUUGUAGAUGCGUACCGGGCUUGUCUUCCUCAGAUAAAACUCUAUGGACCAACUAAUUUUUCUCCAAUCAUAAAUCACGUGGCCAGAUUUGCUGCUGCAGCCACACAACAGCAAACAGCUUCUCAAUAUUUUGUGCUCUUGAUCAUUACUGAUGGUGUGAUCACAGACCUUGAUGAAACCAGACACGCUAUAGUUAAUGCUGCCAAGCUACCCAUGUCCAUCAUCAUCGUUGGAGUUGGAGGUGCUGACUUUAGUGCCAUGGAGUUUCUGGAUGGUGAUGGUGGAAGUCUUCGUUCCCCAUCGGGAGAGGUGGCCAUCAGAGAUAUUGUCCAGUUUGUGCCUUUCAGACAGUUCCAGAAUGCUCCGAAAGAAGCACUUGCUCAGUGUGUGUUGGCAGAAGUUCCCCAGCAGGUGGUGGGCUACUUCAACACCUACAAACUGCUUCCUCCCAAGAACCCAGCUACGAAAUAAGAGGAGCUGUGACCACUUCAAUAGAAUUCUUUUGUGCUGUGUGGAGCAAUGCCACCUUUUACCCAGAAUCGUGUAUCUGUCAUUUUAUGUACUCUUCACCUCCAGCAUUUAUGAUGUAGAUCCAGUUUUCUAUGGAUUGUAUCUGUUUAAAGCAUUCUUUUUUCCUUUUUUGGAGUGAUAGUGCCACAUCCAUCUUUGCCCAAUCAAUUCAGUGAUUACUAGUGAUUUACAGUAAUUGCAGUGAGGCUAUUUGGAUUAGAAA
Messenger RNA from Propithecus coquereli (Coquerel's sifaka), 1740 nucleotides. RefSeq names its product copine III (gene CPNE3). Gene Ontology annotation, biological process: cellular response to calcium ion; ERBB2 signaling pathway. The transcript is spliced from 14 exons. Bases 51 to 1478 code for a protein of 475 amino acids. NCBI's taxonomy places the organism in Eukaryota, Metazoa, Chordata, Mammalia, Primates, Indriidae. Gene Ontology annotation, molecular function: calcium-dependent phospholipid binding; receptor tyrosine kinase binding. The record is from RefSeq and is a predicted model, not a curated record. Gene Ontology annotation, cellular component: plasma membrane.